AGGGACGGGUGGCGGAGGAGCUGCAGAGAUGUCUGUCCAGAGCCUGACGGACCGGAUCACCGCCGCCCAGCACAGUGUCACUGGCUCGGCGGUGUCCAAGACGGUAUGCAAGGCCACGACCCACGAGAUCAUGGGGCCCAAGAAGAAGCACCUGGACUACCUAAUUCAGUGCACAAAUGAGAUGAAUGUGAACAUCCCACAGUUGGCGGACAGUUUAUUUGAAAGAACUACUAACAGUAGCUGGGUGGUGGUCUUCAAAUCUCUUAUUACAACACACCAUUUGAUGGUGUAUGGAAAUGAGCGUUUUAUUCAGUAUUUGGCCUCAAGAAACACGUUGUUUAACUUAAGCAAUUUUUUGGAUAAAAGUGGAUUACAAGGAUAUGACAUGUCUACAUUUAUUAGGCGGUAUAGUAGAUAUUUAAAUGAAAAAGCAGUUUCAUACAGACAAGUUGCAUUUGAUUUUACAAAAGUGAAGAGAGGGGCUGAUGGAGUUAUGAGAACAAUGAACACAGAAAAACUCCUAAAAACUGUACCAAUUAUUCAAAAUCAAAUGGAUGCACUUCUUGAUUUUAAUGUUAAUAGCAAUGAACUUACAAAUGGGGUGAUAAACGCUGCCUUCAUGCUCCUGUUCAAAGAUGCCAUUAGACUGUUUGCAGCAUACAACGAAGGGAUUAUUAAUUUGUUGGAAAAAUAUUUUGAUAUGAAAAAGAACCAGUGCAAAGAAGGUCUUGACAUCUACAAGAAGUUUUUGACUAGGAUGACAAGAAUAUCAGAGUUUCUCAAAGUUGCAGAGCAAGUUGGAAUUGACAGAGGAGAUAUACCAGAUCUUUCACAGGCACCCAGCAGUCUUCUUGAUGCUUUGGAACAACACUUAGCUUCCCUGGAAGGGAAGAAAAUCAAAGAUUCUACAGCUGCAAGCAGGGCUACAACACUUUCCAAUGCAGUCUCUUCUUGGGCAAGCACUGGCCUGUCUCUGACCAAAGUGGAUGAAAGGGAAAAGCAGGCAGCAUUAGAGGAAGAACAGGCCCGUUUAAAAGCUUUAAAGGAGCAGCGUCUAAAAGAACUUGCAAAGAAACCUCAUACCUCUUUAACAACUGCAGCCUCUCCUGUGUCCACCUCAGCAGGGGGGAUAAUGACUGCACCAGCCAUUGACAUAUUUUCUACUCCUAGUUCUUCUAACAGCACAUCUAAGCUGCCAAAUGACCUGCUUGAUUUACAACAGCCAACGUUCCAUCCAUCUGUACAUGCUAUGUCUACUGCUUCUCAGGUAGCGAGUACAUGGGGAGGGUUCAGUCCUUCUCCAGUUUCUCAACCACACCCUUCAACUGGCCUUAAUGUUGACUUUGAAUCUGUGUUUGGAAAUAAAUCUACAAAUGUUAUUGUGGAUUCUGGUGGCGGACUUCUCAAACCAACAGUGGCCUCUCAGAACCAGAGUCUUCCUAUUGCCAAACUUCCACCUAACAAACUCGUUUCUGAUGACUUGGAUUCAUCAUUAGCCAACCUUGUCGGGAAUCUUGGAAUUGGAAAUGGAACCACUAAGAAUGAUGUAAAUUGGAGUCAGCCAGGUGAGAAGAAGUUAACUGGAGGAUCUAACUGGCAACCAAAGGUUGCACCAACAACUGCUUGGAGUGCUGCAACAAUGGCACCCCCUGUAAUGGCCUAUCCUGCUACUACACCAACAGGCAUGAUAGGAUAUGGAAUCCCACCUCAAAUGGGAAGUGUACCUGUAAUGACACAACCAACCUUAAUAUACAGCCAGCCUGUCAUGAGACCACCAAACCCCUUUGGCCCUGUAUCAGGAGCACAGAUACAAUUUAUGUAACUAGAUGGAAGAGAAUGGAAUUAACCCAAAAACACAAGUGCUCAAAUGGCGAAUCCUUACUUCCAGCAAAAUCCAGACUGCUGUCUCGUAAACUCUUCUUCCAUUAGAAUGCUACAGUAACCAGUGAAGGCCCAUGAAGGGACUUGGGACUAGUUUAUAGGAGAACGUUAUCAAUACAAUUUAUAAAGCCAAGAAUUGCCAUGAUAAAGACUAAGAUCUUUUUGGUGACUAACCCUUCAGUUCUUUCAAAUCUUAUUAAUACCCAUAAUCAGUAACCUACCAAGAAAAGCCCUUACUUGGAGAGUGUGACAUUUGUAUUUGGAAAAGCUGCCUGGAGAGAAGAGUUGUGUCCUUUACAGCAAUUCAACAGGACUCGAUGGGGGA
This is a messenger RNA of Jaculus jaculus (lesser Egyptian jerboa), 2206 nucleotides long. Its product is annotated as phosphatidylinositol-binding clathrin assembly protein-like. Gene Ontology annotation, cellular component: extrinsic component of presynaptic endocytic zone membrane; synaptic vesicle; clathrin-coated vesicle. NCBI's taxonomy places the organism in Eukaryota, Metazoa, Chordata, Mammalia, Rodentia, Dipodidae. The record is from RefSeq and is a predicted model, not a curated record. Gene Ontology annotation, biological process: clathrin-dependent endocytosis; synaptic vesicle budding from presynaptic endocytic zone membrane; clathrin coat assembly. The transcript is spliced from 2 exons. Bases 29 to 1822 code for a protein of 597 amino acids. Gene Ontology annotation, molecular function: 1-phosphatidylinositol binding; clathrin heavy chain binding; phosphatidylinositol-4,5-bisphosphate binding.